Haliotis rubra (blacklip abalone) is the source of this 3092-nucleotide messenger RNA. RefSeq names its product acid-sensing ion channel 1-like. Lineage: Eukaryota; Metazoa; Mollusca; Gastropoda; Lepetellida; Haliotidae. Gene Ontology annotation, biological process: sodium ion transmembrane transport. Gene Ontology annotation, molecular function: ligand-gated sodium channel activity. The record is from RefSeq and is a predicted model, not a curated record. Gene Ontology annotation, cellular component: membrane. The transcript has 8 exons. The coding region runs from base 244 to 1704 and encodes 486 amino acids.
UAUCUUUCGUGUCAAAGGGCGCUGAUAUCGCGAAAUGCACGUACGUUACCCGGGUUUCACAAUAGACAUGAUAGCGCCUGAUGAGGUUGUGUCAUCAAAUUGAAAUUCCUCAUCAAGCAAUGUUUUAGUUUUUAUCACAAGGCUUCUGACAGGAAAUCCUAUUGAUCUGCAGUGACAUUUGAUCACAUGACAUUUACGAAGUCGUGUAUAUAUGAGUAACACAGACGCGUAUCCUGUUCAACAAUGUCGUCGCCGACCAUAAGACACAUCAGGACUAUCGCCAAAAUCAAAAUGGCCGCCAAGAAGCCAAGCGAUGGGAAGACCCAUGUCGUUGGGCAUGUUUUCAAGGAUUAUGCUCAGAGAGCUACAGUUCAUGGGAUCCCGCAGACGGUUGGAGCUACUAAAUACUGCGGUCAACGGUUCAUAUGGCUGGUUCUUCUCCUGGGCUUGGCCAUAUCUCUGACUAUUGUCGUCAGUGUGCAAAUGACGGAUUACUACACGUACCCCACCGUCAUCAACAUGGCGGAACGUCCGUUCGACGAAGACGACUUCCCUGCCAUUACAUUCUGCGAUCCUCCUCCACUCAGUCCAUUUUCCUUCCUGGACAACGACGACGAUGACAACGACGACGUGAAGGUCUUCACCCUCUUGCGAACGGGGCCCCUUGCGCCGCAUGGAUGUCUGCACAUGCGUGGUUCAGAGGAAGCGGAAAGGGGAGAGUGUUUGCUGACUCACAGCCGGAACAGCGUCCGGAUGAAACUGAUAAAAUGUGGUUGGAACAAGCUGCAGUCCAAGGGAGUAUGUGAUGAAUAUAUCUACCCCACCACAACAACUGAAGGGUCGUGUUUGACCUUGAAUUCAUCACGGAACAGUUCCAACAGCGUGGGACAGACCUUGACCUUUAAUGUCAUCAUUGAACUGGAUAGCUCUGUGACCAGCAUUGGCCAGAGGGACGGGAUACAGAUUGCCCUUCAUCCCAACAACGAGUACCCCUUCCCUGACGUGAAGGAGGCACACUUCAUUCCAGCUAACUCCAGCUGUAUCGUCAAGUUUGAAAAAACUACGAGACACUCCCUCGGUCCGCCGUACAAGGAUAUGCUUGGGGGCAGGUGUUUCCCUGACCAGGAGGCCGACCAGCGGUCACUCUACCGGUACCCGUACUACAGCCAGAAGGCGUGCCAGAGGGAGUGUCUGGUCAACUACACCUCGGACCAGUGUGGAUGUAGGUUCUACCUGGAUAGAGGAAGCGAGGACCUGUGCUCAGCUGGUCAGACAUGGCACUGCUUGGAGAACAGCGGUCAAGAUUUCUAUGGCAACAAGAGCUCUCAGUGUGACUGUCCGUCUCGGUGUACUCGUGUGGAGUAUGAAACGUUUGUCUCGUGUACCCCACUGACUUCAAUCCACGCCUCGGCUCCAAUGGUGCAUCUGACGUUCUUGCAGUCAGGACCGCUGAAGAUGGAGAUCGAGCAGAUACCCGUUUACUCGGUUGAAACCAUACUGGCUAACAUCGGAGGCCAGAUCGGGCUGUUCAUGGGCUUCAGCAUCGUGUCCAUGGUGGAGAUUCUAGAGGUCGUGGCCAUCAUGCUGUUGACCCUGGUCACCCCCAAGGUCGCGCAAAAGGUGGGGAAGGGCGAGAAAAAGGAAAUCAAGGAGGAUGAUGGGAAGCUCGAGGCACAAAGUGGACAUGGUGACCACACACUAUGAGUGACAUUAAGGUUGAUAGAUAGAUGCUGCAGUUGUCACGAUGGCAGUUACGUCAUGAGUGUACGACAAGGACACUGCACUGAUGAAUGUACUUGAAGAGCAUCUGUGCAUUCACAAAUCGCCCAGACGUUUAUUGUGUCACAAAAAUGUAUCUGGAGCGGACAAAACUGUACUUGCAACGGUUGCCAUUCAGUUCCUUGAUAGAGCAAAGAAAACGAUGGUGAUGUUUUUGUUUAUGACUAUGUUUGCGUUUUGUAUGGGAUUGAAAUUUUGGCCCUGUUUUGGAUCGAGUGGACCCGGUUUGCGCAGCCAUAUUCUCAUUGGUUCAGGAUCUCUAUACCUAUUUGUUGUUUAAAAGACAAAAUAGUCCUUUGAUAAUUUUUUAAAUCCGAAUAUGAAUUUGCUGGUACUCGUGAAAAUAAGACGGUGACAACAUCGUCAUUUUGGCAUGUAAAUGAAACUCAAUGUAGAUUCUGCUCGCAACCAACAUUGUAUACAGUAUUAAAACGAAGAGCUUCAGCAACGCGAUGAAUAUAUCCCUGAUGAUCCAGCCAUUGUCGCUUGUAAAACCCGUGGAUCCUGCAGGAGGACCUUUCAUGUGACCUGGGGCAAUUCAGUACCAUGAAAAGACUAUCUAAGAAGGGACAUAGUUGCCAAUCACAUUCAUGCCAAGAUUAUUUUUCUUUCCCAGGUUAUUAUUUUUCCUAUGUUAGCAAGUAUUUUCCAGACUUAUUCUUAUUGGUUAUGCCAACUCUUCAAAAACUAAAUGACUUUUGAUCAGCUGGCUUGUUGUUUUACGCCGCAUAUAGCAAUAUUUCACAUAUAUGACGGCGUUCUGUAAAUAAUCGAGCCUGGACCAGACAACCCAGUGAUCUACAGCGUGAGCAUUAAUCUGCACAGUUGGGAUACGAAGACGUGCUUAUAACCUUCCAACCGUUUGACAGUUCAUUGAUGAUGAUGAUGAUGAUGAUGAUGAUGAUGAUGAUGACGAUGAUGAUGGUUUGGUGUUUUACGUGCGCUUUCCGACAUGAUGCAUAUUUUGCACAGAAGUUCUGUCUCCUUUGAAGACUUUUGGAGAUUGGCGCCACCUAUGACAGGUCUCUUUGACAGGAGCCAUGCGGUGGUAGUAUUCAAACGAACGCCAAAAAUAACAUUUCGACACCUGUCCAUACUGCCUUGACAAAUGUGAAACCUUGACUUACAAUUCAAAUGUAAAACCUCACAGGUCUAACUUGAUUGUAGUUUCUAUCACAACGUUAAUAUGAAAUAGUUUUAAAUCAGGAACACUGCAAUGACGUGAGUGAGUUUAGUUUUACGCCGCACUCAUGAAUAGUCCAGCUAUAUGGCGGCGAUCUGUGUUUAAUCGAGUCUGGACCAGACAGUCCAGU